This is a messenger RNA of Cokeromyces recurvatus, 801 nucleotides long. Its product is annotated as Isochorismatase-like protein. The record is from RefSeq and is a predicted model, not a curated record. The coding region runs from base 92 to 730 and encodes 212 amino acids. Lineage: Eukaryota; Fungi; Mucoromycota; Mucoromycetes; Mucorales; Mucoraceae. The transcript has 4 exons.
UUUUUUUAAAGGACAAUAAUAGUAACUGUAAAUAUAUAAAUAUUUAUUUUUAUUUAUUUAUAUAUUUCACAUUUUCUUUUGCUAAAUAAAAAUGUUUGAUAAUAAUAAAAAGGAAAAAAUAGCCCUUAUUUUAGUGGAUAUACAGAAUGACUUUCUUGAAAAUGGAUCACUUGCAGUAGCUCACUCACUCGAUAUUUUAAAGCCAGUUAAAAAGCUUAUUCAACAAGUGAAAGAAAAAGACGGUUUAAUUGUAGCUUCACAAGAUUGGCAUCCUAAAGAUCAUAUCAGUUUUGCAUCCAAUCAUUCAGACAUAAAUGUAUUUGAAACGAAAGAAAUUGAAUAUGAAGGAACUACAAUAACUCAGGUUAUGUGGCCUGACCAUUGCGUACAAAACUCUUUAGGUGCUCAAAUCUCAGAAGAAAUUGAUAUAAAAGAUAUUGAUUUUAUAGUCAAAAAGGGCGUAAAUCCUUAUGUUGAUUCCUAUGGUGCAUUUGCAGAUAAUAAUUAUUCAGAAAUAACUUCCUUGGCAAAAAUAUUAUAUCAGCAUUUUAUUGAUACUGUAGUCAUUGUAGGUCUUGCUACAGAUUAUUGUGUUAAAUAUACCUGCUUAGAUGCUAUCAAGUUUGGUUUCAAGACUAUACUUGUUAAAGAAGGAACGAAGCCUGUCAAUGCUGAUCAAUUGGAAGCUACACUUUCUGAGCUAGCAGCAAAAGGAGUAAUCAUAGUUUAAUCUUUUUUUCUUAAAAAAAAAAAAUGUCUGGCAUGUGAUAAAAUUAAUGCCCAGCAGCACUAAAUAAUAAU